Molecule: messenger RNA, 780 nt
Organism: Balaenoptera musculus (blue whale)
Lineage: Eukaryota; Metazoa; Chordata; Mammalia; Artiodactyla; Balaenopteridae
Exons: 2
Coding region: 94-720 (208 amino acids)
Source: RefSeq, a predicted model, not a curated record
CUCCGGACUCGUCCUUGCCCCCCGCCAGGCAGCCGCGAGACGGAGGUGGCAGCUGAGAUCCAGGGCAGGAAAGGGCGGGGGAAGGGGGCGGUGAUGAUUCUCAACGCUCGGCCCAGGGGGAGGAGUGGAGCACCUCUCGGGCACCUGAGGUUCGACGGGCAGAGGAGGGGUGGUGUGUGUAGUGGCCAGAAGGGAGGGGAGUCCCGGCGGCUACGACGAAGAGAGGAGGGAGGAGAGAGAGGGCCUCCUGGCGCGGAAGGAACCCGCCCCACGUUGCCAAGGUGUCUUCUUGGACUCGGAGAAGGACACCUGAGGGACAGCUACGAGCUAGGGAGGUGGCAGCUCCGGAGCCAGCGGGGCUGCUGUCCUUGCCUAAGGGAGCAAAGAGUCCCCACCCCUGACAGCUUUCAGCUGCCGCCCGCCCGCCGCGCUCGGCGAAGACUCGGAAAGAGAUUUCCACUGGGAUUCCCUGACAGCUGCCACCUUCUUUUCGGAGCGGGGUGUGGGGCGGGGAGAUCGUGUGGACGAGGAACGGGGAAGAUUCCUUGCAGCUGCCGCCCCACCAAACCUCUCCCACGUUCUAAGGAAGGGAGGACUCCUGAGACAGCUGCUCCAAGCAACGUGGAGGCGGGGUGCAUUUUGCCUGUAGAUCUCGGAGGCGUGUUUUUCCUCUCGGGAUUUUCCAGUGUGAAAGUUAGGCUCGCCUCAUUCUCAGAUUAGUUUAAGAGAUCAAUUAUAUUAGGAUUGAAACCAGCACAGAUCAUCAUAAUCUGUGUCCCG